Salvelinus fontinalis (brook trout) is the source of this 3510-nucleotide messenger RNA. RefSeq names its product zinc finger DHHC-type containing 11 (gene zdhhc11). The coding region runs from base 1270 to 2808 and encodes 512 amino acids. The record is from RefSeq and is a predicted model, not a curated record. Gene Ontology annotation, molecular function: protein-cysteine S-palmitoyltransferase activity. Gene Ontology annotation, biological process: protein targeting to membrane; peptidyl-L-cysteine S-palmitoylation. Gene Ontology annotation, cellular component: endoplasmic reticulum; Golgi apparatus. The transcript is spliced from 11 exons. Lineage: Eukaryota; Metazoa; Chordata; Actinopteri; Salmoniformes; Salmonidae.
GAGUUUGACACCCCUGUUGUAGGGCAUAAAAAUUAUCUGUCCUCGGUUACAACACUCACUACUGAGUUUCAAAUUGCCCCUGGAAGCAACAUCAGCACAAGAACUGUUCGUCAGGAGCUUCAUGAAGUGGUUUUCCAUGGCCGAGCAGCCGCACACAAGCCUGAUAUCACCAUGCGCAAUGCCAAGCGUCGGCUGGAGUGGUGCAAAGCUCGCCGCCAUUGGACUUUGGAGCAGUGGAAAUGCGUUCUCUUGAGUGAUGAGUCACGCUUCACCAUCUAGCAGUCUGACAGAAGAAUCUGGGUUUGGCGGAUGCCAGGAGAGCCCUACCUGCCCCAAUGCAUAGUGCCAACUGUAAAGUUUGGUGGAGGAAGAAUAAUGGUCUGGGGCUGUUUUUCAUGGUUCUGGCUAGGCCCCUUAGUUCCAGUGAAGGGAACUCUCAACCCCAUCGAACAACUUUGGGAUGAACUGGAACAGACUCCUUCACCUUCUUUGAAGGUUGCAUCCCAAAUGGGCCCUGGAAAAAAGUGCACUAUAAGGAACACAGGGUUCCAUUUAGGAUGCAAACUUUAAAGCACGUGUAGGAGUCUGUUAAGAAAGCAGAAGUUUCACUGCCACAGUAUUUCCUACCUGGUUCCUGUUCCGUGGAGGGUAUAACUGAUGUAGCAUAAUAACUGUAAAGUAAAUUACUCCUAAAGAAACAAACAAGUCAUGGGAAGGAAUCUCCCUAAUUAUGGCUACAUGAAGUUGAUUGCAAUGCCAAGGUUAUAGGGCUAGAGUUCUAGGCUGCAUAUGUAACACACAUAAUUCAUUUUUAUUUAAAAUUAAAAAAAAAAAUAGGUAUGCAAAGUACUCAACUUGGUUGUGCGGUCAGCCUUGUAAAUUUUAAAGGCAUCCUUUCAGAGGGUGUUAUAUUAGCACCGCGUACGGGGCAUGCGCGUUUCUCCAAGGCCAGUUUCCAUAGCAGUGGUCGCACCGCGAGAUAAGUUCUCCAACAUGAUGAUUGACUUUGACUGACAUCCACCGUGCGAGUCCCUUUUAUAUGGAUCUUACCUACUUUACAUUUUUUACAGCCUAGUAGCCUUCCUAAUUGUUGUCUGCUCAAUUGAUUCAGUGCGCUUUUGCAAGAGACUGUAGUUGAGACAAAAGUCCGACUGGGUGAACCAAACAAUUAUGGGCAAUCAAGACGGUGAAUUCUGCUUCUUAAUUUGAGCAAAUAUUUAUUUUUUUCAUCACAGUGUGCUUUUCGUUUUUGAACGCCACCCGAAAAAAAUGAGCUGUUUUGGGCGGGGGCUGAGGCGGACGGCCCCUGCGCGCGCCAGCAGCAGGAAUGAGCUGGUGACCCCCUCAACGGCAUCUCUCUCCAGGGUUAACGGCUGGGCCUGUCCCCCUCACUCCUUCCAGCUGGUGGGAUGGACAAUAUACAGCUACAUGGCUGUAGUUGGCUUUGGGAUCUAUAUCCCACUACUACCUUCACCCUGGAGCCACAUGGCCUACUCUCUGACUGGUAUAGCCUUCAUUGUGCACCUGGUCACCCAUCUAGCUGCCGUGUCUAUAGACCCAGCAGAGGCAGGCGUCCGUGCCAAGAAGAGCUACUCCAACCCACUGCCUGUCUUCGACAAGAAGAAACAACCACAUGUUAUCCACAACCUACACUGCUACCUGUGUAAAAUCAAUGUGGACCCAAAAGUGAAACACUGUGGUGUGUGCAACAAGUGUAUUGAAGACUUUGACCACCACUGUAAAUGGCUGAAUAACUGUGUGGGGGGACAGAACUACUGGUACUUCUUUGUGACGGUGUUGUCUGCUACGCUGGGCGUCCUCGUGCUUCUCAUGGUCAUCCUGUUCAUCUUCAUCCAGCAUUAUAUGGACCCUGCCAGUCUCCGCACCGCACAGCAGUUUACCAGUGUGAUGAGUAACGGGACGAGGCUGGUCUUCCUGUCUGUAGGUGUGAUGAGUAACGGGACGUGGCUGGUCUUCCUGUCUGUAGGUGUGUUGAGUAACGGGACGUGGCUGGUCUUCCUGUCUGUAGGUGUGUUGAGUAACGGGACGUGGCUGGUCUUCCUGUCUGUAGGUGUGAUGAGUAACGGGACGUGGCUGGUCUUCCUGUCUGUAGGUGUGAUGAGUAACGGGACGUGGCUGGUCUUCCUGUCUGUAGGUGUGAUGAGUAACGGGACGUGGCUGGUCUUCCUGUCUGUAGGUGUGUUGAGUAACGGGACGUGGCUGGUCUUCCUGUCUGUAGGUGUGUUGAGUAACGGGACGUGGCUGGUCUUCCUGCCCCUAGCACCCUUGGAGACAAGCUCAGGGAGUCUCCUGGUUGUAGCCUUCCUCACGGUCAUGUUGGCUACUGGCUCUCUACUGCUGCUGGUUCACCUACUGGGCUUCCACAUCUAUCUCUUGUUAAACAAAAUGAGCACGUAUGACUACAUUAUAACAAGACGGCGUGGACAGGCCAGCCAGCAGGACAUAGAGAUGGGCUUUCCCCAGUCAUCUGACAGCAACGGCAACGCAGGACAGAAUCAUCAGCAAAUGGAGCCCCCCAUCGAUUGUGAUGCGUUGUUGUCAGACAGUGUCAGCUGCAAGAAUCAGGAAACAGGAACUAUUUCAAGUCGACUUUCUGGAUCUUUCUGUACUGAGUUGGACAACUUUACUAAAUCAUCAGAAAAGGAAAAUGGCUUUUACUAUGGCACAGAGCUACCCACUCAGAUUAUACCAGGUGAAGUGGUGAUGGAUGACCCAUUGGGCUGGAGGUUGGGUGGAGGUGCAGAGGGCCCCAGAGCAGGCCAGUGUGAGGGGGGUCCCCUGCACUGACAGAGCUCAUCAGUAGCUGAUCUCUGAUGCUCUACAGGUGGUCACACACAGUACCUGAGGAACUAAAGGCAUUGACACUCCAUAGUGAACGUCGGCCGUGUGCAGUACAGCAGAUCACCUACUGGAUGUUGACUAACUGGGGUCGAUACAACAUGUCAAAUCUUUGGGAAAUAAACAAAACAUGACUGUUGAUGUUGUCUGGUCAGAAGCCAUGGAAUCGGCCACCGGCAGCAGUAUUUACCCAGCACAGCACUGGAGAACAAAUAGAAUGUUCAUGCUGGAUUGAAACCACCAUGAUGCCUCCAACGGACCUCCUGCUGUUGCCUAUGACGAUCACUACUUGGACCUGGAAAUGGAACUUUGGAUUCCGAGCUUCUAAAAUGCAUCAUGGAAUGUUAUGGAAUGUGCUAGUGAAUAGAAUACAUUGGAUGCAACCUGGAUUCCUAUGGAAGAGGACAGACAAUGGGAUUUCUCCAAUCUUGACUGCGAGGGGUGACAUUGGCUUUUUUUUUUAAAUAAUUGACUUUUAAUAGUUAAUAGGAUAUUUACACUGAGUGAUGGGAAGGACAUUUAUUUUGCAGCAAUUGUAUGUAUUUUAUCUGAGGAUUUAAAUAAUUAUUUUACUUAUGUUUUAUUGGUUAAUUUAGCCAUUUCAGAUCACAAUGUUCUUGCCAGAAUUUAAUAAUAAAAUGUGUAAACAUA